Aspergillus candidus is the source of this 378-nucleotide messenger RNA. Its product is annotated as protein MMF1, mitochondrial precursor. Gene Ontology annotation, cellular component: cytosol; mitochondrion. The record is from RefSeq and is a predicted model, not a curated record. Bases 1 to 378 code for a protein of 125 amino acids. The transcript has 4 exons. Gene Ontology annotation, molecular function: deaminase activity. Lineage: Eukaryota; Fungi; Ascomycota; Eurotiomycetes; Eurotiales; Aspergillaceae.
AUGUCCGGUGUCACUCCCGUCUCUGCUGCUGGUGCUUGCCCGCCUGCCGGCCCCUACUCCCAAGCCGUCAAGGCCAACGGCCAGAUCUUCGUGUCGGGCCAAAUCCCCUUCGACUCCAAGGCCCAGCUCGUCCCCGGCGGUAUCCCCGAGAUGACCCAGGCUUGCUGCGACAAUAUCAAGGCUAUUGUUGAGGCGGCUGGUUCGAGCGUGGAGAAGAUCUUCAAGGUCAAUGUCUUCCUCGACGACAUGGACAACUUCGCCGCCAUGAACGCUACCUAUGAGAAGUUCUUCACCCACAAGCCUGCUCGUAGCUGUGUGGCUGUUAAGCAGCUGCCUAAGGGUGUGCCUGUCGAGAUUGAGUGCAUUGCGCUGGAGUAG